AUGAGAACUAGUGAUUUAGCAAUAUUCCAAGAAUAGCCUUUUACUUUUGAUUCCCUUUUUAAAUUUAGCGAUUAAGUACUGAUAUAAAAAUUAUAGAAUAGAAGAUAGGAAUGGAACUUUGUAUUGAAUUCUGUUCAAAAAAUACUUCUACAAGAUGAUGGUAAUACUGGCAUUAAUUUAAUAUCAGUGAACUAAAGAUAUGAGUUGUAAGCUAAAGUAAAAAUUUUAAUGUGGAGAAUUACAACUCUAAAGAAGAAAAAAUGA
Molecule: messenger RNA, 264 nt
Organism: Tetrahymena thermophila SB210
Lineage: Eukaryota; Ciliophora; Oligohymenophorea; Hymenostomatida; Tetrahymenidae
Exons: 1
Source: RefSeq, a predicted model, not a curated record